AUGGAAGAGGCAACCGGUAACGCUGCUGCCGCGACAGAGACCGUCGCCUCCGCCGCAAGAAAUUUUGCAGAGCAGAUAGGAAAGAGAAAGAGAAAGAGAAAGAGGUUCCAGCCCCCCACAAAGAACAUCAAGGAGGUGGAGAGUCAGAGGAUGACGCACAUCGCCGUGGAGCGCAGCCGGCGGAAGCUGAUGAACGAGCAUCUCAGCUCCUUGCGGAACAUAAUUCCCCCUUACUUCAUCCAAAUGGUAAUUUUGUUCUUCCUACGUACAUCCUGAAGCAUCCGUCUCCCAGGGAUUCUGAACUUUCUUAUGCUCACAGGGAGACCAGGCCUCAAUCAUCGCCGGAACCAUCGAGUACGUGAAACAGCUGGAACAACUUCUUCAGUCCCUCCUGUCUGAGAGGGGCGAGAGAGACCGGAGACAUACAUACUUCUCCUCCACCUCUCCUCUAACAAGUAUCUACCCUUUUCGAGAAUUCUUCCCUUCGCCCAAGUACACCAUUCACACCUCGCGAUCUCCGACUACCACCGAGGUCGACGUCGCCGCAACGGUAGUGCAGUCACAUGUGAAUCUGACGGUACUUUCGCGGCAGAAGCCGGGGCAGCUGCUGCGGGCAGUCUCGGAACUGGAGAACCUCCAUCUCUCGGUACUCCAUCUCAAUGUCACCUCCUUCGACUCCUCCGUUCUCUUUUCCCUCAACCUCAAGGUGCCGCCCCUUCGAUCUCCGUCAAUCUGAUUCCCUGGCGCCACAUACUUUCAUCAAGUCCAUCUCUCGAUUGACUGUCUGGGUCUCGCAGAUCGAAGAGGAGUGCAAGCUGGGUUCGACGGACGAGAUAACUGCAGUGGCUCAUCAGAUUUUUUCCCUCUGCGACUGA
Spirodela intermedia is the source of this 875-nucleotide messenger RNA. NCBI's taxonomy places the organism in Eukaryota, Viridiplantae, Streptophyta, Magnoliopsida, Alismatales, Araceae. The record is from the annotation of a GenBank genome assembly.